AGACAAGAGGGGAAGGGAAGACAGUCUGAGUAAAGUUUCAGCAGAGAGAGGGAAAAUUUGCUCCGCUUCAAGAGAUUUUUGCAGCAUGAAUCCAAAAUCCUGCAUGUGAGGAGGGUUAGCCCUACAGAGCGACCAGUAGGGUAUUUCAAGAUAUCAACCAGCAAAAUGUGGGUACUCCUGACGUCUGUGUUCUGGUUGCUCAGGUGCUUAGCUUUCAGCGAAGGAAGAAUAUUACCUCACACAGGAGAACAGUGUCCAAGUUUACAACACGAAGGAAUAAACACCGAUGGAAACUCAAAUAGCACAGGAUUCAAUCUUGUCCGUAGAUUUUCUCUCCAGAAGAUGAGCUCAGUAAAGAAGAUUCGUAACCCUAAAGGACCUAUUAUCAUGCGUCUUGGAGGGGCCAAGUUAGUGGAGCCAACAUCACAGGUGUUCCCUCACGGUGUCCCUGAUGAGUUUACACUUGUCAUAUCCUUGUUGUUAAAGAAGCAGACAACUGAUGAAGAUUGGUACCUCUUUCAAAUCAGUGACCAGAUGGGAUACCCACAGGUCUCACUCAGUAUUAAUGGAGUUGACAGGAGUCUGGAAUUUCGUUCCAAAGGACGUGACAAAGAGUAUGUGAGCUGUACAUUUGCUGGGCAUGGGGUGUAUUCUUUAUUUGACAACGGAUGGCACAAGAUUGUACUAAGUGUGCAGGAGAAAAUGGUGUCUGUUCACAUCGACUGCAGCUUCAUCUCCAGCAAACCCAUUGAGCCCAGAGGGGCACUGGCCAGUGAAGGACACACCUUUAUAGGUUUGGAUGCAGCUAAUGGUGUACCAGUUCAUUUUGAUAUUCAGAAGUUCCUUCUGUACUGUGAUCCCCUAAUGGCAAUGCAAGAAGGGUGCUGUGAGAUCCUACCAUCUGGUUGCAACCCUGAGGCUCCCAAGACAAGAAGAAAUGUGGAAGUGGCUGAAAGUGUACAGAAUGCCAACCUUAUUGACAUACCUCAUAAAACCAAGCAGCAAGGAUACACUCGAUGCUUCUGUCUGGAGGAGGCUUUGGAAAGAAGGGGUGGAAAAGUGUCUUCUGGAAUGCCUAUUGAGUUGCCUGCAGAGUGUGCAUCAUGCGCCUUCCAGCUCCCUGAGAGAAAUGUCACAGUGGGACCUCCUGGCCCCAGGGGUUUGAAAGGGGAAAGAGGGCAGUCUGGAACUUAUGGACCAAAAGGAGAGAAAGGAGAGAGGGGGGCAGACUGUGUUCGGACAUCAGCUCAAGGACCAUUACAGUGUGCUGAGGGUACAAAGGGAGAAAAGGGAGAACGUGGGCAAGAGGGUCCUAGAGGAUACGAAGGACCAUCAGGACAAGAUGGAGAGAAGGGACAAAAAGGUGAAAGGGGAGAUUUAGGAUUGAAAGGAUCAGUUGGAUUACCAGGACGAGAUGGAAGGCCUGGAGAAAUCUGUGUGAUGGGACCUAAAGGGCAAAAGGGAGCGACUGGCAUUGUUGGUCCAGAAGGUCUUGCAGGAGAACCAGGUCCUCCAGGAAAACCAGGACCUCCAGGAACUGGGCUGCCAGGAAAACCUGGUGAUCCUGGUGGCCCACCUGGCCCUCCUGGAGAAAAGGGCACUACAGGAACACCUGGAAGAGAUGGGGCUGUUGGAAAACCGGGCAAGCCAGGCAUCCCAGGACACAAAGGAGAGAAGGGGGAUCAAUGUGAGCCGUGUGCAUCUGUGUCUACUGAUGGAACAAACGUGAUCAGUAUGCCAGGCCAAAAAGGGCAGAAAGGAGAAAUGGGAAUCCCAGGAACUGGGGAGCCUGGGAAAGCAGGAAUCAAAGGUGAAUCAGGCAUAAAAGGUGAACAGGGUUCCUCCGGUAUUAAUGGUAUAAAAGGGGAGAAGGGGGAGUCGUGCACUUCUUGUCCGACAUUGUCUCCAGGCAUGGCCUCCAUACAGAACAUACCAAAGGGCCUGAAGGGAGAACCUGGGGAGCCUGGAGUUGGACUGACUGGACUACCGGGAAAAACUGGGGUACCUGGAUCAUCUGGACCCAAAGGAGAAAAGGGGGAUUUUGGGCCUCACGGACCACCUGGAACACAUGGCUUGCCAGGAGAUCAAGGGAGAAUUGGACCAGCUGGAACUAAAGGAGAAAAGGGUGAGCCCUGCACUAUGUGCUCAUCUCUCCCAGCUGAAGUAACAAAGCCAGAUACUGUCAUUGCUAUUCCUGGACCCCCAGGACAAAAGGGAGAACCAGGAGAAUCAGGAAAUGGAAUACCAGGAAAAAAUGGCAAACAAGGGGAACUUGGAAUGAAGGGGCAGAAAGGUGCGACUGGAGCAGCAGGGGACCCUGGCAUUCCUGGGAGCACAGGUUUACCAGGGUUGGCAGGACAGCCAGGAAUACAAGGAUUUGAGGGACCUAAGGGGCAGAAGGGAGAUGCCUGUGACUCAUGUCCCAUGAUUGGUGGAGGAGAUUCUAAUGGAUCGGGUAUUCCUGGGAAAAAAGGGGAACAAGGGCCUCCGGGGAUAGGACAGCCAGGAAAACCAGGUCAGUCAGGACUUCCUGGAAUUCAGGGACCACAAGGAAUUAAAGGUGCCCAGGGGGAGCCAGGACCACCAGGAGAAGGGAAAAGAGGUCCACAGGGAGAAUCUGGAGAGCGUGGUUUGCCUGGGAAAACAGGGCCACCAGGACCUCAAGGGUCGCCUGGCUUUGUUGGAUCCAAAGGGGAAAAGGGAAGCACUGGACAAAAGGGGGCCUCAGGAGCACCUGGAAAUUCUGGAACAGGUGUCAUGGGACCACCGGGACGGGAUGGCACUUCAGGCCAACCAGGAAUUCCUGGACGUGAUGGUGUACCGGGUGAGAGAGGAGAAAAGGGAGAUGCUGGAGUGUGUUCCUGCCCACCAGGGCCAUGGAUGGAUCCAGAAAUUUUUGGAAGACCGGACUCUCCUAAUAAGUGGAAUGGAGAUGUCUGGCCUUUUGGAAUUCAGGGCCCUCCUGGGCCACCAGGGCCUCCAGGUCCCCCAGGACUUCCUGGUCUACAGGGUGUGCCCGGACACAAUGGUAUGCCAGGACCGCCUGGAGUGCCAGGAGAGCUGGGACCCCUGGCUGCAGAAAGCAACAUUGAUAUCCUGAAGAAUAUUUGUGGGGACUGUGCCAGUGGGCAGAACACUCACCCACCCCCCAUCGCAAUGAAAGGACAGAAGGGAGAGCAAGGCCUACCUGGGAUUCCUGGAACAGAGGACUGUGAGAGGUGCCGACCUGAAAAAGAGGAUGAAGUGGGAGAUGAGCCUGAUCAUGGCUGUGCAGGUGGGCCAGGGCAACCUGGGGCCCCAGGAUUACCAGGACAUGAUGGACUACCUGGUCCACGAGGACCCCCUGGACUUCCAGGAGCUUCGGGGCCCCCAGGUUUUCCAGGCACUCUUGGCACCCCCGGACUACCUGGUAUGCAGGGAGAAAGAGGACCACCAGGGCCACAUGGAGAAAAAGGGGAAUUGGGACCACCUGGACUUCCAGGUUAUCCUGGAACUAUGGGAUCUCCAGGCCUUCCAGGUAGCAAAGGAGAGCGUGGCUACCAUGGACCUGCUGGAGAGAAAGGAGAGUCGGGUCCUCCUGGUAUUCCGGGUGUUCCUGGUCCUGCUGGCCCUGCUGGACCAAGAGGUGAACGAGGAACUUCAGGGAGCUUCGGAGAAAAAGGUGACCAGGGAUUUUCAGGACCCCCAGGUUUCCCAGGACCUGCGGGACCUCCAGGUUUUCCUGGAAAGACAGGGUCUCCUGGACCACCUGGGCCUACUGCUGAAAAGGGUUCAGAAGGAUUACGUGGUUCUCCGGGACAACCUGGCUCAUCAGGCCCACCAGGACCUCCUGGAUUACAGGGGCCGCCUGGGAUUGAAGGACUGGACGGGAAGGAUGGGAAACCAGGACUGAGGGGAGAAAUGGGACCUCCUGGGCCUCCCGGGCAUAAGGGUAUUCCGGGAUUCAAAGGGAAAACAGGGCAUCCUGGCUUGCCUGGGCAAAAGGGAGACUGUGGUCCUCCAGGUCCUUCAGGCAUUACUGGCAGGCCUGGUGCAGAGGGUGAUCCUGGUCCAAUGGGUCCACCAGGCCGCCCAGGUCCUUCUGGAAACUUGGGAGCUGCAGGACCUACAGGACCACCAGGUAAUCCAGGCCCCCCUGGAAUGGGACUUAAAGGUGAUCGAGGACCACCAGGUGAUCGAGGACAAUUGGGUCUUCCGGGUGAGCCAGGUACCCCGGGACACCCAGGACCUGCUGGUGAAAUGGGUUCAGAUGGUCCUAUGGGUAAGGAGGGUCCUUCUGGAAGGCCAGGAGCCCCUGGUUCUCCUGGAGAGAAGGGUGAAACCGGAAUGCCUGGAUCUUCAGGCCCCCCAGGAGAAAGAGGAAGACCAGGACCGCCAGGAACAUCAGCAGCUUAUACAAAAAGUGAAUCAUUAGGGAUAGUUGGACCAAGGGGACCUCCAGGAGAGAGGGGCUCUUCUGGAUCUCCAGGACCUGCUGGGGCACCAGGAAGCCCAGGACUUCCAGGAACACCUGCGGAAUCCAUCAGUUAUGAUGAGAUUAAGAGAAUGAUACGACAAGAGUUGAUCAAGAUCUUUGAUGAGAGGAUGGCAUAUUAUACAACCCGCAUGCAGAUGCCAUUGGAGAUGGCUUCAUCACCAGGAAGACCGGGCUCUCCUGGAAAGGAUGGAUCCCCAGGACGUCCAGGACCCCCUGGAUCACCUGGACUGCCAGGACAAAUGGGCCGUGAGGGGCGACAAGGUGCCCCGGGAAUGAGAGGAGAACCUGGAUCAAAAGGAGAAAAGGGGGCAAAUGGUAUUGGUGUCAUGGGAGAUGUUGGACCUCCUGGCUCACCAGGACCACAAGGGCCACCUGGAUAUGGCAAACUGGGAUUACCAGGACCAAUGGGACAGCAAGGUAUACCAGGUAUUCCAGGUUCUCCAGGGGCAAAAGGUUAUCCAGGAAAAGAUGGUAGAUGUAAUCCCUCAGACUGCCACGGUAUGAUGGGCGUGCAAGAGUACCACCCAAAGAGCAUGAAGGGUCCAGGAUGAUGGAGAUCUUUAUGCAAAUGUCUACCAAAACACCGUAGUGUAUAAAAUGUUUCCCCCAUCUGUGCCAGAGGAGCCAGCAACACAUUGCUCUGUAUUCUGGUAUAUACAUAUGGCUCUUUAUCAUGGUGCUGGGUUUUCUGGCAAAGAAGGGGGAGGUUAAGUUAAUUAUUUUGUUUCUCCUUGUCUGUGUUUCUACAUGGAUUUGAUUCCCAUUAUGUACAUAUGUUGUGUUGUUUCCACGUCAACUACAAGUCAUCAGCCAGCAUCUUCAACUAAACAAGACAACUUGAUGACUUAAAGUCCGAAAGAAUUCUUAUUGCCCAACUAAUGCCAAAAGCAAGAACAGGAUUUUCAGACUUUCUGCUCCCUAAAAUGGACAAUUCUUGGAAAUCCAUAACAUUAUGGUGCAAAAAAAACUACCAAUUUUACCAUAACAAUUCUCAAUUGUAUCUUAAAGUACCAAAGUAAAGAUUUUUAUAUUUGCACCAAAUCAAGUUACAUUGGAAGUUCAUACUUUAUAAUGGUUCCUUGGUUCCAGUUUGGAACCUUAAGAACUUAAUCUACAUGAUAUACCACGGUCAACCCUUUCAGCUAAUACAAAGCAUGUUAAUAAUGGGCACUUAAUGUCAUUUGAUUUACAAGUGAAGAAGGUGUUACAGCAUUUUCCUUUAAGUAUAACAUAAAAUACCAUAUGAAGAAAACAGCACAAAAAUAUACUGUACGAACAUUUUAUUUAUGCUGGACUAUGAGGUAAUGUAUCCAGAUCUAAUUAUACAGGAAUAGAAGAUAUUUAAAAAGGAUCAAUAUAAGAUAUGAUUCAAAUUGAACAAUAAGAAAGGGAUUGCUACGUUACAAUUGUAUCACUCUGACCAGAAAAAAAAGUGAAGAGAACAAUUUGAAAAAUAAUGGAGAAGCAUGAUCACACGAUUACACUGCUUUGGUAGGGCAUCCUUAGUGCAUACUCCACAUUAAAGAAGAACUAAACACCAAAAAUAAAUAUGUCUAGAAAUGCCAUUUCACAUACUGAACUUAUUGCACCAGCCUACAGGUUUAGCAUCUCUAUAGUAGUAAUAAUCCAAGUCUUCAAAGCUGUUACAGUAGCUCAAUAUCUUGAGUUUUGUUUCCGUGUGCUUUGUGCUGCUAUUGAGAAGCUAAGCUUGAAGGUUGUAGAAAAUUAUCAACCAGAAAAUGUUUACCCAUUAUAUAAGCUGAUUCUACAGGGAUGAUUAUUAAAUUCUGAUGCUAGUUGCACUGGUUUCAGAGCUGCCGUGUAAUGUGAAUCUGAAUUAAUUACUAAUCAGCCUUGUUUUGUGACAAUUAUUGAUUGUCUUGUAGUAGGAGCCACCGCUUUUCUUGCUUUAGGUUCUUGGCUGUUUCCCACUAACACUGGGAAUUUGCUAAUAUUUAGUGGAAUCCACUCUUCCCUCUACACCUACCAUAUUUCUGUACUACUUGCUGCAAUUCAACCCCAAUGCAUAAUGAUUUAAAUUAAUAGUUGUCAAGGUGUGUUUUUCAUGUGAUACUGCUCCUUUUUUUUCCAAAUAAACCUUUGGUGAUUGUAGUAAAAGAUUUAAGGAGUAAAAGAGUUAAGCACUUGUUUACAAAAGG
Molecule: messenger RNA, 6636 nt
Organism: Xenopus tropicalis (tropical clawed frog)
Lineage: Eukaryota; Metazoa; Chordata; Amphibia; Anura; Pipidae
Gene: col16a1
Product: collagen, type XVI, alpha 1
Exons: 71
Coding region: 166-5028 (1620 amino acids)
Cellular component (GO): microfibril; collagen type XVI trimer
Source: RefSeq, a predicted model, not a curated record